AUGUGUGUCAGGGGAGGUUUUGGCUGCUUUUCUGUGGUUUUGAAAUCGAGGAGCUGAAGAUUUGAGGACCCAUGGGCAUUCCUUUAUGGAGAAAGUGGGAUUUUCGUCCCAGGGAGUAGUCUUUUUCCUGUAGCUGUCGAAGGAAGGCACUUCAGCACCCUCGAGACUCUAGAAGUUGAUCCUUGGAAUCAAGCUACUCCAAUCGUCCGUAGCAGGACCGCAGAAAUCACACACCACCAUCCACUCAAGACUGAAAACACAAGGCAAGGAGGAGACAGAAGGUACGAGAAGUGCACCCGUUAUUGGAUAUAG
Molecule: messenger RNA, 312 nt
Organism: Blepharisma stoltei
Lineage: Eukaryota; Ciliophora; Heterotrichea; Heterotrichida; Blepharismidae
Source: the annotation of a GenBank genome assembly